Eimeria necatrix is the source of this 1731-nucleotide messenger RNA. RefSeq lists its product as hypothetical. The transcript has a single exon. The coding region runs from base 1 to 1731 and encodes 576 amino acids. NCBI's taxonomy places the organism in Eukaryota, Apicomplexa, Conoidasida, Eucoccidiorida, Eimeriidae. The record is from RefSeq and is a predicted model, not a curated record.
AUGGAUUCGGCACCCUCAGCGGCUGCAGAACCUGACUUCGACGGAGCUCACUCUUCCUGGGAGCCCCCCACGCAUUCUGACGAGCACGUAAUAACAACCGAGGAGCAAACCGUCGCCGCACUGGAUCAAGAUCCCGAAAAAAAGUACUAUAGUUCCUCGAGAAGAGGUCGGAGAGCAAGAAGAGUGUUGCUGAGUGCGGUGUGGCUGAUUCUGGCCCACCUGGUGGUAGUUUCUUUGCUGCUCUCACACUGUCGGAGUGCCCGACGAAGUAAAGCUGGCGAGGGUUUGUUAGCACGACGCCUUGCAGGUGAAAAUAGGGAGGGCGGGUCUUUUCAGCCGCGCAAUCCAUUUUUCGUGGAAGGGGAAUGGACUUCUCUCGACGCUGAGGAGCUUGCUAGGCUCUGUGCUGAACUAGGACAUCAACCUUACCUCGGGACCAGCACUUCUGAUGAGGCGGCAGAAUUAUCUUCGUCAGUAGCGAGCAAUUCUGCCUCUGCUGGAUAUACAGCCUUUCAAGGGGACUAUGAACAGCCGUUCACCAGUUCGUCUGCGCCUCUUUUAUAUAGAGACCCCAUCCUGGCGCGCAGGGUCGAUGCUUCGAGUCGCAAGCGAGCAUAUCCUACUUCCCAGGCUCCCGGUGAACAACCAGAACCCUCGAAAAUUCGUGUAUAUAGGGAUGAAUCUGGAGGCCCAGGUCUACCAGGUGAUGUUUUCGAGGUGGAGUCAGCAGCUGUUCAGCCUGUGGCUGGGCCUUCCUCUGUAGAUCGAUCUCGUGAAUGUUUUGCAGCAGUGUCCUAUUCAAAAUCUGUACGGCUCCAAGAAGGUGUAACAUAUCAGAGCACAGGGCAGCAAGGUAUGCUUCCGGCGAAGCAGACUUUGGUUGCACCGCCCAACUAUCCAGUUUCCAGUUCUUUUGUGCCUGCACGUUGUACCUUUCCCGCUUCUCAGUCAAAAGGCUCCGCUGACCAUGACACGAGCGAUCAAAAUCAAUCGUCUGCCUUGUUUCAAAGCCCAACAGCAUCGUUGGUACCUCUGCUCCCCAGUGAUGGAGAGGCCUCGACAUCGGCGAAAACAACACAGCUUUUAAGCAUGGGACCCAAUAAAGACGAUUCCAGGAAGGUGCACCCGUAUGUUCGGCUGCCUGUUUUGGCGCCUGGUGUGAAACCAAGACAGUCUCUUGAUUUAUCAGACCUCUCUAUGGUUCGGAAUUUACCUAUUGUUACGCACCUCAAGGUUGUUCGGGAUCUCUUUGCGCUCCCUGUUCUCAACCUUACGAAUGCAAAUAUGCUUGUCACUGCAGUUGAAGAGUUGGCCAUACGAGCGAUCGCUCUUAUGACGGCCUCAGUUUCACUAUUAAGGCCAUCUAAUGCCGUGAGAGCCUUGGGACGUCGCUUUCUGGUUUUUAAUGCGGUGCAUUCAGCAAUGAGAGUGUUAGGAAACAACACACAGCUCGAACAUUUGUGGCGUGAAAUGCUGCGAGUGGUGCCAACAGAAUACAGCCACGAAGGUCCACGCGCAUUCUCUCACAAGAGUGAAUUUCAGUUUACUUUGGCGAAAGAACUAAGCGCUGCCAUGGAAUUGUACAAGGCGGGCAAGGCACCUACAGAAGAACAAGAGCUAAAGAUCAAGAGAGCGUUAUUUUGCUCGACCUAUAGUCCCACGUGCUUCCUUGAAACACUGUGGGAUCAAUGGAGACUUGACGACGAGGAAUUCCAGAAAACAUGUGAGUGA